AUGACCGUAGACAAACGGGUACUUCUCCUUCUCGAUGUCCAGGCUUGUAACCUGUGUGACCCACCGAAAGGUGCACCAUCCGCGCCGCUUUUGCGCACAAACAUCUUCACUGUGUUGACUAUUGCAAGGAAUGCCAGACCGCCUCCGCGCAUUAUCCAUGUACGCAAUUGCGGCGAGCUUGGAGACCCUGACGAACCGAAAGCUCCAGGAUGGCAGCUUUUCUUCCCUCCACUAGUGCAGGAACAUGUUGUGGACAAGUUGAAAAACAACGCUUUUGCGGGUACCAGGUUGGCAGAGCUUAUCCCACCAGAGGCGGAGAUUGUGGUUGCUGGAUUGGGGUCGGAUUUCUCGGUGAGAGCUACGUGCAGCGUGGCGCUCGACCGAGGUAAUGAAGUGAUAUUGAUUAGGGGCGCACAUGGGACAUAUGACCGAGUGGAAGUGCUUCAUGGAGGAGGAAUAACACCUGCUUUCAGGAUAGAGGCAGAAGUAGAGGAUGAAUUGGAGGAAGCAGGUGUGCUGGUUCUGGACAUGAAGGAUGUCCCAGGAAUUUUCACGGAUCGAUGA
Lentinula edodes (shiitake mushroom) is the source of this 564-nucleotide messenger RNA. RefSeq lists its product as uncharacterized. The coding region runs from base 1 to 564 and encodes 187 amino acids. The record is from RefSeq and is a predicted model, not a curated record. Lineage: Eukaryota; Fungi; Basidiomycota; Agaricomycetes; Agaricales; Omphalotaceae. The transcript has 2 exons.